Poecilia reticulata (guppy) is the source of this 3825-nucleotide messenger RNA. RefSeq names its product ataxin 2 (gene atxn2). Gene Ontology annotation, biological process: cytoplasmic stress granule assembly. The record is from RefSeq and is a predicted model, not a curated record. Gene Ontology annotation, cellular component: cytoplasmic stress granule. NCBI's taxonomy places the organism in Eukaryota, Metazoa, Chordata, Actinopteri, Cyprinodontiformes, Poeciliidae. Gene Ontology annotation, molecular function: mRNA binding.
CCUUUCAGACUGUUUUGGUCUUUUUGCUGUUAGCAACGGAAAGGACCCGAGCUAGCUGUGAACUCUAAUUUGAGAUAAUCAAUUUUUUUGUUAGGAUUUCAUAUCACAUUGACAAGCGGUGUGACGCUCGUGUUAUUUUGAAAGAUCCACUGAAGCGUGUCGUUUUUUUAAAAUAGUUUUUUCCCCCUCAGUUUUAAUAAGAUUUGUAGAGAUUGCUAAUUGGGCUAGCAGCUGUUAACCAGCUAGCCUGCUAGUAGCACGUUAGCGAGCAGUCACACAACCACACGCCGCUUCGUUGUCAAGAAGUUUCUGCUCUACAACCGAUCGCUUUUAAAGACACCGUCUUUUAUGGGAUCACCAUGUCAAUGAAGGCCGGUGGAAAUCGAGGCAAGCCCGGCGGGGGCAACGCGGCUGGUGCGGCCGCCUCAGGUGCUGGAGGAAGCGGCGGGGGAAGACAGAAUCUGGGCAGGGGAAGACACAGUGGCAAAGGGCCUGCAGGAGUUAUUUUCAAUGGUGUAUAUGCAAAUAUGAGGAUGGUCCAUGUCUUGACUUCAGUGGUGGGGACCAAGUGUGAGCUGAAAGUAAAAAAUGGAACUGUAUAUGAAGGAGUAUUCAAGACAUACGGUCCUGAGUGCGACCUGGUGUUGGACGCAGCCCACAGAAAGAGCCCAGAGCCGAGUUUAGGCCCCAGGAAAGAAGAUAUAGUAGAAAGCAUCAUUUUUAAGGCUUCCGAUGUCGUAGUGGUGACGUUCAAAGACGUGGACCCGAAUUUCGCCAGAAAAGUCUCUUCUGACACAGACAACUUCACAGAUGCAGCAGUGAGCAAUCGAAUUAAUGGUGAGCAUAAGGAGAAAGAUCUGGAGCCUUGGGACGGAGGAGACACUCACAACUCUGACAGCCUCGAGUCCCUGGACACAGAUGUGUCAAACGGAUGGGACCCAAACGACAUGUUCAAGUACAACGAGGAGAAGUAUGGAGUGUUGUCUACGUAUGACAGCAGCCUGUCCACAUAUACGGUCCCCUUGGAGCGUGACGACUCGGAGGAGUUUCUGAAGAGGGAGGCUCGUGCCGCCCAGCUGGCAGAGGAGAUAGAGGCCAGCGCCACAUAUAAAGCUCGGGUGGCCCUCGAAAACGAUGAGCGCACAGAGGAGGAGAAAUACACGGCUGUGGUGCGAGGGGAAAGGGAGACUCCCACGAUCAGCAGAGAGAACAAGUACAUUCCUCCGGGUCAGAGGAACAGGGAAGCGAUGUCAUGGGGUGCAGGACGGCAGAAUUCACCUCGACUGGGUCAGAGCUCAGCAGGAGCCUCGGCUUCUCGACCAGGACCUCAUGACUACAGUCCCAACACCGGCCCGGACCAGAGGGUGGUGAACGGAGGUUCAUCCCAUUGGCCCUCACCCUGUCCGUCUCCCUCCUCUCGUCCCCCCUCUCGUUACCAGUCUGGCCCCUCCUACUUGCCUCCCCGGGCAACCACGCCCACCAGGCCACCCUCCAGGCCCCCCUCUCGGCCUUCCAGACCUCCCUCUCAUUCAUCUCACCCCUCCUAUCCCUCCUCUUCAUCCUCCUUUUCUCAACAUGGCCCUACGUCACCAGCCUCCACUCUGCCCAAACGCAUGUCCUCAGAAGGUCCUCCGAGGAUGUCUCCUAAAUCCCAGCGAACGCCUCGUGCUCACAGAGUUCCGCCGUCACGGAUCAGCUCGGUCUCCGUUGCAGUGGACUUGGGUUCCCACAAUCCACCUGGAGACGUUUCGGCAACGCCUCCAGCCAGGAGUAACUCCUCUGGAGGAACCUGGUCUUCAGUGGUCAGUGGAGCUCACAGACCUCGAUCCCCGCGACAGAACAAUGUGGGCCGCGCCUCCCCCGGCUCUUCCUCACUCUCCUCGCCCCAGACAGGAACGGCUCCUAUAGAAACUGUUACGACGCUGACAUCAGCUUCCUCUCCUACUGCUGCUAGCCCCGCCCCCAACAUGGUCGCCUCUCCAUCAGGGGAUGGUAAAGAUUGUCGUGUCCAGGAGACGACACAGUCAUCUCCCUCAGCAAAUAAUGAGAACAUUAAGUCUUUGGAUAACUCCCCUAGCAUCUCAAGACCAGUCUGUAAAGGACCUCCUUCUAUGGCCCCCGACCACAGAAAACAAAUAGAUAAUUUAAAGAAAUUUAGUGUAGAUUUUAGAUUGCAGUCCAGUUCCAGUCCGGACCCCUCCUUUGACCAGAUGACCAAGCCAGUCAGAGACUCAUCAGACAAGCCUAAAGAUCUUUCCCUUGACAAGGCUGCCGCAGCGGGCCGAGACGGCGCCGAGGACGGCGCUGCAGGGCUGGCUGCUGGCGGCUCCGGAGCCGCGCCUGCGUCGUCCGCCAGUAAACCCGGCAGCCCUGCAGCGCCGUCUCCAUCUUCCUUAGAGCAGAAGAGAGGAGGGCAGGAUGUGACAUCACAAGGAGUUCAGACGACUGCCAUGUCCACGCUGAGUGGACCCAAACAUGAAGAGAAGGAGGAGAAGAAGGAGGCGGUACAAGAUCAAGUAAGAAAAUCAACCCUGAACCCAAAUGCUAACGAAUUCAAACCCAGGUUUAAUACACAGCCUAAGCCAGCCAACACCCCGACGCCUCCUCGGCCUCAGGGUCAGCCCAGCCCCUCCAUCGUGGUUCAGCAGCCGCCGACCGUCUACAGCUGCUUCCCUCAGAUGUAUCCGCUGACGCCAGUCAGCCCCGGCGUUCAGAAAAGCAUAAUAUGGAAGUCUCCAGCUGUGUACCAGGUCCAAAUGCCUCACAUGGCAGUCAGCCAGCCGAAACCUUACAGACCAGGUAAAGUACCCAACAUGCCCCAGCAGAGGUCUGACCAGCACCACCCGCCCGGCACGCCCACCAUGAUGCAUCCAGCGACCGCAGCGGGACCGCCGAUCGUAGCACCGAACCCCGCGUACUCGGCGCAGUACUUCACCUGCAGCCCGCAGCAGUUCACCAGCCAGCCGCUCGUUCAGCAGAUGACACACUACCAGUCACAGGCGCAGCACGUGUUCAGUCCAGUCAUGCAAAGCAGCGCCAGGAUGAUGGGCCCUCCAACGCACGGCCAGCCCAGCCUCGUCUCUUCUUCUACUACGCAGUACCCGGAGCAGACACACACCAUGUAUGUGUCUCCAGGGCCGAUGCCUCAGCAGUACCCUCACCCCAGUGCCACCCUGCACCCUCACCCGCAGCACCCGCAGCCCUCUGCCACCCCUACAGGCCAAGGCCAGCAGGGCCCUCCGCAGCAUGGGGGCCCGCCGAGCCACCCUGCAGCCAGCCCAGUCCAACAUUCUCAGCACCAGCAGGCGGCAGCAGCCGCAGCCGCAGCAGCAGCGCAGGCCCUGCAUCUGUCCAACGCACCGCCCCAGCAGCAGAUCUACUCGGCCUUGGCCCCGACGCCCCCCUCCAUGACGCCCAACCCUCAGUCUCCCCAGGCGUCGUUCCCCUCCGCUCAGCAGACCGUCUACAUCCACCCUCAGCAGGUGCAGCAUGGCUACAACCCCAACCACAUGGCCCACGUGCAGCAGGCCCAUAUGCAGUCCGGCAUUGUGCCAUCUCACCAUCCUGCCCCCACCCACCCUCCAAUGAUGCUGAUGGCCACACAGGGUCCGGGGGGUCCCCAGCCACCGAUGCCCCAGACGGCUCUGAACCCCAUCCCGGUGUCCUCUACUACACAUUUCUCCUACUUGGCGCAUGCACAAGUGCAGCCUCAUCAUCAGCAGCAGCUGUAGAUAGAGGGCGCCGGCGAGCCGAGGGACCGCUCUGCUUCACGCUUCUCAACCAGAACCUCCAUAACAAGGCAGAACGAGAGCCCUCCUUUCCUCC